Exophiala xenobiotica is the source of this 2718-nucleotide messenger RNA. RefSeq lists its product as uncharacterized. The transcript has a single exon. NCBI's taxonomy places the organism in Eukaryota, Fungi, Ascomycota, Eurotiomycetes, Chaetothyriales, Herpotrichiellaceae. The record is from RefSeq and is a predicted model, not a curated record. The coding region runs from base 1 to 2718 and encodes 905 amino acids. Gene Ontology annotation, molecular function: zinc ion binding; DNA-binding transcription factor activity, RNA polymerase II-specific. Gene Ontology annotation, biological process: regulation of DNA-templated transcription.
AUGGAACAGCGAAAUGUCGUGAUCAAGAGGGCUCGUCGCAAACAGCACAGCAGCUGUGAUCAAUGUCGGAAAGCCAAGCGCGCUUGCGAUGCUGCUCAUCGAGUGGAGGCGCCCGUUGUAGGUGCAGUGAAGUUGCAGCCUUCAUAUAUGAAGCCUGCGGAACAGCGAGAGAGGCUGCGAAGUUCUGCAUCGAAAUGCUCCAACUGCCAGAAGACGGGCCGAGAUUGCACGUUUGAAUGGCUCGAAGAUGUCCUGCCAAAGGCGACCAAUGCCAGUAAGAAAAGACAGCAGCAAUACGACAGCAUUGAACCGCCACAGCAACGGACAAUAUCGCAAACCAGUCCUCCUCAACUGACACAGGCUCCGACUGUCCGGAGUACACCAGGCUUCUCGGGAUCGAAUCCACAAAUACAGACUUGGGAUUUCAAUCCGAAUCUCGAUGAUCCUGGGAUAGAUUCCUGGGUCGAGGUUCCGGACAUCCUCGGCCACGGAGACAGUCAGGUGGCUCAAGGAGAAAGUCCACUCCAUGACCGAGAGCAGCCUGCUUCGGUCCCGGUAUGGUGGACAGAUAACAUGCUCGCCGAGGAUUCGAUCAGCGGCAUCCACAUUCCUUAUGAGACUGCCCAAGAUCUCGAAGAUUUCGACCUCGACUUCUCGCAAGCCGACACAGGUCUCAACAAUGCGAGAUCUUGCGGACCCGAGAGCGAGAGUACACUCUUUGGAUUUGCUGACUGGGACGGAGCAUCAGGUUCCAACUUCUUGUACGGCCAAGCUUCACCUUUGUUACUGCACAGGGACGACUUAGCAUCGGGCACCAACCGGUGGUUGCUGGCACAAAAUUGGUUGCGAGUGUAUCACGACAGCUUCGAGAACGCUCUGUCGUGUUGGCUGACGGAGAGGAAUUGCCCCUACACUCUUUCGAAGCCCUCCGGCACCAAUCACAUGUCAUCGAACGGCGGCUCCGGCGUAUGGGGGACCCAGUGGUCGAACAGAAUAUACACAAGAGUGUGUAACCUGGAUCGUUUCAUGAAUGAUAUCCCUGGGAAAAGUUUGAGUAAAACAGAGAAUUCCGUCGCCGGAAAAGCAUUGCACGCUGCGGUUAUGGCAUUCGGAGUUCAGUGGGCCCAGGCUGGUGCCAGGGGUAAUAUGCGAGACCUUGCCUCAUCAGCAGCCUCGAUGUCAAGUAUGCAUGAGGAAAUGAAUUUUCCAUCUGCUGAUGGGUUUGGAAGAUCUGUUCAAGAAAUGCUGUGGAACCAGGCGCGGCAAGCAUUGCAAAACGCUGCGGGUGUUCAGUCCUACCGAGUGGCAUUUGCGAACAUCAUCUUCUCACUGACUCAGCGGCCGCUCAACUUCGAAGACUGGGCGCACGACUUGAGCAGAUCGGGAUUCAAUGAAGACGGCGCAGCCCGUGAUAUCCAAAGCGAGCUGACAACGCUGCCAGAAGAAGGGGAGGCUCUGACCAAGUGGCAGAAACUGCAAGACAUCCUGAAUGCAGACGGUCCUCCAAUCUUUCUGGAAGCAGCGUCGAGACAAUUGAUAUCUUCUCGCUGGAAAUGGGAACAAUCCGAGCGCCAGCAGACCAAACGAGCCAAGCUUCUGCGUCCCCAUGGGCAUUUCGGUCUAGAGCAAGCGCCGGCUCGCAGGCUCGUCCCGAGUCGUGAACAUCGCGAGACCUUCAAACUUCUGUCCUGGCUUGCCAUCAUGUUCGACACCAUAUCCGCGGCGAUGCUACAACGUCCUUUGGUCGUGUCGGACGAGGACAGUAGCAUUGACACAUCCGAUCCAUGGGACGUAUCUGACGACGCAUGUAUCCAGGAUUGGAGUGGCAGAUUCGACUACUCCGCCGAGGCUCUUGACUUAGAUGGAUGGGAACCUGUUUCACCGGACGUGGGACAUCAUAAAACAUUGUCAAGAGAUCUGUGGGGGACGUUGUUUCUUGACAAAGAGUGUCCUCAAAGUCUGCAAGCUCAGAGUCAAGAUCAGUGGCAUUUCGAUUUGGAGGAGGCCGCAGCAAUCCUGUGCGACGCGGCGCCAGUCAAGGUCCUCCUCUUCCGCAAGGUGGGCCGAAUCCAGAAAUUGAUGUCCAGACGGGUUGCUGGCGACGCACUUGAAUCUGCGCUAGAAGACACACUCGGGGUAUAUGCUUAUUGGAACAGAUCAUACGGGAAAUUUAUUUCCCAAUGCAUCGCCAAUCACCACGAGCUGCCACCCCGGAUCCAAUCUUGGUACAUCGUUUUGGCCGGACAUUGGCAUCUAGGAGCCAUGUUGCUUGCUGAUGUUGUCGAGGAAAUGGAUGGUGCUGGCCUAAGUCAAGCCUUCCAGCGACAUGUACGACGGGUAACGGAUUUUUCCAACGACAUGAGGAGGAAGAAUGCAACCACUGUUUCCGAGUUGUGUCGAUGUUCCCUGCAUGGUCCAAGUCUGUCAUUUCCCAGAGCACGAGAGUUCACCUACCCGGUCAACCAAGUUGCCUUGUUGUCAGAGCCAUGGACCGUUGUACUCAUUCAAUCAUUCAGCAGAGCGGGCUAUGUCUUUGUCAGUCAAUUAGAUUCCUCCAACGAAUGGCGGGACAGGACCUCGUCGAUCUCCGAUGAUACGAAGUAUCUGGCCAGGAGGCGAUGCAGCUACUGUAUUGAGGGACUACUCAAUCUGGCGAACAAGUCGGAUAUGGCAUAUCUGGCGGCGCAGUUCUUGAGAAAAUGUCUGCGAGACGCGUAA